Magallana angulata is the source of this 2035-nucleotide messenger RNA. RefSeq names its product tripartite motif-containing protein 3-like. Gene Ontology annotation, cellular component: nucleoplasm; chromatin. Gene Ontology annotation, molecular function: zinc ion binding; ubiquitin-protein transferase activity; protein binding. Lineage: Eukaryota; Metazoa; Mollusca; Bivalvia; Ostreida; Ostreidae. Gene Ontology annotation, biological process: positive regulation of DNA-templated transcription. The transcript has 2 exons. The coding region runs from base 100 to 1752 and encodes 550 amino acids. The record is from RefSeq and is a predicted model, not a curated record.
GUAAACAGACAAGGAAGUAGUUACAAAGUCUGGGGCGGCCUUGUUGGACAAAGGUUUACACCGAUAAUGUAGGAUUUCCGGCGGUAAAAAGUUGUGACUAUGGCCCCCCGGCGUAGUGCACAGGACGUGUUACGCUGUCAACUUUGCGAUAUCCCGGUCCCCCCUUUGUACUGUGGCAUUUGUCACAUACAUCUUUGUAAAGCCUGUGUAGGGGACCAUCUCCUAGAUGAAUCCUCAGAACAUAAAGUUGUUCCAUUUGAUAAGCGUGGAUUAACUACGAAAUGUCAGAAACAUUCCGCAAAAGUAUGUGAACUUUAUUGUGAAGAAUGUGACAUGUCUAUCUGUGCAACAUGUGCUUCCUCUGAACAUAAAGGUCACGAGUUAACUGAGAUUUUGAAAUACUUUGAAAACAAGAAAGCUGUUAUUCAAAAAGAUUUACAAGAACUAAAGAUAUCCAUUAGUCCUAAAUGUCAGGAGAUUGUGUCUCACAUAUCAGUUCAGAAAGCUGAUCUGAAUAAAAAUUCGCAGAAACUCACAUCUGACAUAAAUAAACAUGGAGAGGACUUGCACAGAGAAGUAGACAUUAUUAUAAAGAAUGUUAAGUCCAGUCUUGAAGAAAUUGAUUCUAAACAACUGACUGUCCUAAAAAAACAAGAAAAUGAAAUUAAACGCACCAUUUCUGAAAUCGUACAAUGUACUACUAAUCUAGAGAAACUACUGAACUCUAGCGAUAUCAACCUCGUCACUGCCUACAAAUCCAGGAAUACAGAAUUCAGAAAACUGCCUCCAAAACUCAAAGUUUCUUUACCAAGUUUUACUCCUCAGAAGAUCAACAAAGAACAGCUAUAUAAACAGUUUGGUUCUCUUUCGUCGUUGUCUAUCAAAAUUGAAGUACACGAAUAUACAAUGGAUGCUCCUGAUGCUGACGCUUUUGCCUCAUACAGAACAUUAAUCGAUGAACCACGAAUUGUCAAGGAUAUAAAAACAGAACGUGGAGUACGCAGUGUGUCAUGCCUUAGUGUCAAACACGUCUGGACGAGUGGUUAUGACAAUAUCAUGAGACUCUACAAUCUGCAAGGAGAAAUAGUGAAGUCAAUCAAAACCAAGUCAGAAAACUCGCCAGAGGAUAUUGCAGUUACACAAAAUGGAGACCUAGUGUAUGCUGAUUAUAGGGAUAGAUCUAUCAACAUGGUGAAGAAUACAAAUGUACAGACACUGAUUAAAUUACAGGGGUGGAAACCUCGCAAUGUAUGCUGUACCUCAUCUGAUGACCUCCUCGUUGUCAUGAACAGUAAUGAUGGAAGAAAAGCAAAAGUAGUGCGUUACUCUGGCUCCACGGAGAAACAAACGAUCGAAUUUAAUGAUAAGGGACAACCACUCUAUUCAUCUCGUGACAUUAAAUACAUCAAAGAGAACAAGAACCUAGAUAUAUGUGACGCUGACUAUACAGCCGGUGCCGUAGUGGUGGUUAAUCGGGCCGGAAAACUCCGGUUUACCUUCCCUGGUCCUCCUUCAAGUACCAAGACGUCGUUUAGACCGUACGGCAUUACAACAGACAGCCAUAGUAGGAUCCUGGUAGCAGACUGGGACAACAAUCGAAUCCACAUAAUUGACAAGGACGGGGAGUUCCUCCGCUUCAUUGACAACUGUGUAUUACAGAAUCCAUUGGGUUUAUGCGUGGACUCCAGAGACAACAUCUUUGUGGCUGAGAAUGGAACAAGUAAAAUAAAGAAAAUCCAGUACUGCAACUAAACAAACUGUUCACAUACACUUGGUAGCAAUGGGGUUUCUCAAUCCACGCUAUAUUCAAUUUUGUAUUUGUACAUCUUAAUAAUCUGCACUUUUGUCUUAUAUUACAUCAGGUUGUCUGUUUAUAUAUUGUGUAAAAGUAAACUGUUUACACACACGUGUAUGUAUCUAACUAACUGUAUAAACUAAGAUAAUACUUGUAAACAGACUGUCUAUAUUUGACAAUAUUUGUACUAUGUAAAUUUAUCCAUGCUAAUUACAAGCAUUGAAAAAGUUAUGAUACAAU